Sarcophilus harrisii (Tasmanian devil) is the source of this 2296-nucleotide messenger RNA. RefSeq names its product germ cell nuclear acidic peptidase (gene GCNA). Gene Ontology annotation, cellular component: nucleus. Lineage: Eukaryota; Metazoa; Chordata; Mammalia; Dasyuromorphia; Dasyuridae. The transcript is spliced from 13 exons. The record is from RefSeq and is a predicted model, not a curated record. The coding region runs from base 480 to 1949 and encodes 489 amino acids.
AGCAGAAGGCAGGGACCGCCUUGAAAAUUCUGCACUUAAGUAUUUGUUGGAUUAGUUCGAACGGAAGUGGAAAGAACAGCAAGCGCGAGGAGGCGGAAGCUAAGGCGGAAGGCUUGGCCCUUCCUCCCCCGCCCUGGAACCUAGAGGGAGUCCCAGAGCAAAGGGGGAGGGGCCAGAGUUCCAGCCGGAAGGAGACUCGAAGCAGUACCGGAAUUGAGGUCAGCCCACAGCGGCGCCGGAAGUGGCGUCGGUCUCGCGCCGGCGCCAAAAUUCAAAAGAGCCGCUCGCGAGAAAGACGAUCACUAGCUGCGCCGGAAGUGGGCAGGGCGUCGCGCUGCGUUACGCUACGCUGUGCUACGUCGCGCCAAAAUUCGAACGCGAUGACGCGCCGUAACUGAGGAAACCAGUGUUGUGCCGCGCGUCUCCGAGGCAGCCGGCAGUCGGGUCUCGGGGUCCCGGCCGGCGCACCUCGCCGCGCCAUGGCACGGGUUUUCCGGCGAGAGACCGAGGACAUCACCCCUGAAUCUAAUUUUCCAAGGAGAAAGCAAGAAGAGAAGAAAAACAGGGUCACACCUCCGCUCAUAGUUUUGGAUUCUAGCAGCGACGAAGAAUUUGAGAAGGUGUUGUCCCAAGUGGUUCCAAAAAUCUCUUCUGGGGAGAAAAGAAAUGAUCAAAAUGAUGCAGGUACUAGCUCUGUAGAGUCUACUGGAAAAAAAGAGUCUGGGGAGAAUCCUAAAGGGAAAAAACCCCGCAAGAGUCCUUCUGAGGAUAUGCUCAUUUGUGUCGAUGAUGAUGAUGAUGAUUUUGCCGACCCAAAGCCUGGAUCUUCAGGCGUCUCAGGGCCGCGGCCUGCCCUACCAACUAUUCGGCUCACGCCAAUUGAUCUGCAGAGCCGAAGAAGACGUGGAUGGUAUUUUCCAUCUCAAGUCUAUUGGACCUCAUUCUUGAGAAGAGCCAAGUCCAUCACAGUGGGUCAUCACACAAUGCUGCUGUUACUACAUACAAGGGUCUCUUGGUUCUACUCCCUUCACUUAGCAUCAGUUCAUGUCCUUGCCACUAAGGAAAGGGGCUGCUACAGUUUUGCAAAAAUCUUAAAAUGGAAGAGACCAGAACCCAGCUCCUCUGCUUUGACAUCAUGGUGGCUGUUUGAAGUGCCUAGUGCUACGUGGGACGUCUGGCAUAUCAGGAUGUGCCGUGUAGCCGGUUGCUUCUUGGCCGACCUGUCGAAUCCGACAUGCGAAUAUGUGAGAUACUUUCAGUGGAAAAAGACGGAGCUGACUUGGAAGCUCUAUCACUUCUUUAACGAUACAAUAUUUAACAAACAGUUACCAGAAAAAAUGACCAUCAACUGGAAUAACAAGAUGCGGACCACAGCAGGCUACUGCCAUUUUGCUGGCAAAAAGGGGGGUUCCCAGGCAGGACGUAGCGUCCAGAUCGAGCUGUCUGAAAAAGUCUGCGACUCUGCAGACCGGCUCCGGGACACCCUGAUUCAUGAAUUGUGCCAUGGGGCUACUUGGCUGUUCCACGGCAUCAGAGACUGUCACGGUCCCUUUUGGAGGGUCUAUGCCCAAAGAUCUGCGUUGGUGCACCCUGAAUUGCCCGUGGUGAAACGCUGUCAUACUUAUGAGAUUCACUAUAAGUUUAUCUAUGAAUGUUCUUGCUGUGAAGCCAGGAUUGGCCGCCAUUCUAAGUCGGUGAAUACCAGCCGCGCGAUGUGUUCUCUGUGCCACGGGCACCUACGCCUGCUCCCACCCAAUCAGAACAUGAACAUUAACUUAUCUAAAGUCACGCAGGCCAUUCCCAUCGAUUCCCGUGUGAGAAGACGUCCACCUCCUAAGAAGGCCAAGGUUGAGUCGCCCUCAAAAGGGCCCACAAAGAAGAAGGGGGGCCGAGAAGGUGGGGGAUCCGGCAGCCAGGGCUCUGGCCGUGCUUCAGGCAGUGCUGUUUAGAUAGGAUACUUUAUUAGAUAAGUUUUAAGUUAUGUGUUGAAAUGUUUGGAAUCAAUUUUUCUGCUGCUUUUAGAAUCCCGUGCCUUUAAGCAGUGAUUUCCCAUCACUGCCCAAGGAACACCACUGUGAAGUCUAGCUUCACUCCCUCUGAGGGAGGAGCUGGAUAGGGGGGGAGGGGGGAGGGGGGAACCCAAAACAGAGAGGCCGCUGUGAGGGGCAUCUUGGGGACCAGUGUUUUAAGGUGAAAUUUUACUCCGUUGUUACUGUAUUGAAUUUUCUUUCUUACAAAGAAGUUAAAUACCAAGUAUUUGAUUUUAUUGUGAAGAAUAAAAGUUUUUACGGCCUCA